AUGGCAAAACGGACUCUAGAUGCAUUCUUCAAACUAUCAACCAACACACCCUCAAAUUCAACACCAAAACGUCCCAAAAACGAAGAAGCCCAACCAACCCUCAAAACCUCACCACCACCCCAAACCACACCCUUAGAAGAACCAAUUCCCCCAAGCACACACCCAAGCUACCCAAUCCCAAUAGCAAACCUACCCACACAUAUCCAAGUCGGCCUAGAACAUGCAACACCAGCCCGAGCACCCCGCGAACAAAAAAACCAACCACACCUCGACCUCCUCCAUUUCCAACCGUACAUACCAAAAGAAACAGCAAAUGAACUCUUCAAAUUCCUCCGUCGCGAACUCCCCUUCUACCGCGUUCAAUAUAAAGCACGAAGAGGCGAUACAGAGACGCAGAUAAACACGCCUCGCUUCACGACUGUUUUCGGCGUUGAUGAGACGGGGAUAUUUGUCGAAGAUAAGAACAAGCACAAGCAUACCAAAUCCAAGUCUGAUCCAAAUUCAGACUUGAAUGGCGACAACAACAACAGUCACGACCUCAACCUCAUCCUCCUAGACUCCAAAACGAACCUCCAACCGCCAAAACACAAAUACAAACAAACGCCCCGGCCUAUCCCACCCUGUCUGGAUAUCCUCCGGCGGCAAGUGGAGAAAGACACAAACGUGAAAGAAAGCUAUAAUUUCUGUCUUGUGAAUUACUACGCCAGCGGCGAGGACAGUAUAGCCUUCCACUCGGACGACGAGCGGUUUCUCGGCGUCGAGCCUAAUAUUGCUUCUUUGUCGUUGGGUGACAUGUAA
Penicillium arizonense is the source of this 798-nucleotide messenger RNA. RefSeq lists its product as uncharacterized. The transcript has 2 exons. The record is from RefSeq and is a predicted model, not a curated record. Gene Ontology annotation, biological process: DNA repair. The coding region runs from base 1 to 798 and encodes 265 amino acids. Lineage: Eukaryota; Fungi; Ascomycota; Eurotiomycetes; Eurotiales; Aspergillaceae.